Molecule: messenger RNA, 2512 nt
Organism: Orbicella faveolata
Lineage: Eukaryota; Metazoa; Cnidaria; Anthozoa; Scleractinia; Merulinidae
Product: lysosomal cobalamin transporter ABCD4-like
Biological process (GO): fatty acid beta-oxidation; very long-chain fatty acid catabolic process; long-chain fatty acid import into peroxisome
Cellular component (GO): peroxisomal membrane
Molecular function (GO): ATP binding; ATP hydrolysis activity; ABC-type transporter activity
Source: RefSeq, a predicted model, not a curated record
GUAGGGAUGGUCAGCCUUGUGAAGCUUUGUGUGGGGGGUGUGCACCACAAGGAGUUUAAAACUCUCAGCCAUACCAGACCAUGUCCAGACACCAAAAUCCAUUUACCAUCCCACACAUGUUUUCUAUCUCAACCUGUUGCUUUUAUGGUUGCUAUAUAUGUAUUUUUUUUUAAUUAAAUUCCAUUCAAGCAUAUGAAAUGGCUCUGUCAGUUCCAAAUGCCCCACGGUGUGGUCAGCAUAAUUUUGUGACAUAAUUCCGUAUAGCAGGGUGUAAAUUGUUUCUUUGGGGGAAAAGUUUUGAAAAUGCUGUCUGAUGUCUACUCUCAGACAGGGUCAGUUGCUCAUGGACCUGUUUAAUUCCUUCUUGUGGGUUUAUUAAACUAACAAAUGAUGUAACUGUCCUCCAUUUAUUUUGUGUAUAGAGCAAAUGCUGGUGUACAACACUGGAUUGAUUCCAAGUAGAUUUUAUGAAAUACUUCUCGACAGUGACAAAGCAAGCUUUAAGAGUAUUGUAAUAGCUUCCUCUCUUCUAAUUCUGGGCACUGCCCUGGCAGACAGCGCAGUGAAGUAUGAUUCUAGAAUCCUUUAUGUCAAAUGGCGUGGUUUGCUGGACCGGCGGCUACACUCUGGUUAUUUUAAGCAUAAAGCUUACUACAAGUUGAAUGUACUGGAGGACAAACUUGAUAACAUUGAUCAGAGGAUAACCCAAGAUGUGGACAAAUUUUGUGAAUCUUUUAGAUCAUCAAUCAUUGUUUUCAUUAUUUCACCAUUCACCAUUGCAUAUUACACAUACCAAUGUUAUAAAAGUUCAGGGUACCUUGGUCCAGUUUGCAUCUACAGCUACUUUAUUCUUGGGACAAUAAUCAACAAGGUGAUAAUUACUCCGAUCGUCAGUGUGGUGGUCAAGCAGGAGAAACUUGAGGGAGACUUCAGGUUUAAACACAUGCAAAUCAGAUCAAAUGCAGAGUCAAUAGCAUUUUACAGAUCUGGUGACUUGGAGAUGAACAAAACAAAUUCAAGGUUACAGUCACUUCUACAAACACAGCUACGACUUGUCAACUUACAAUGCAUCCUGGUCUUUGUCGUUAAUGUUAUUGAUUAUGUGGGUGCAAUCCUAAGUUACCUGAUUAUAGCCAUUGCUCUGUUUGGUGGAAAGUACGAUGAUUUAUCUGUGACUGAGCUUGGUGCUCAGAUCAGCAGGAACUCAUUUUUUGCCAUGUACUUGAUAAACUGUGGCACUAAGCUUAUUGACUUGUCCAAUAGUAUCUCCAACAUGGCUGGAUAUGUUCACAGAAUAGGUCAGCUUUUGGAACGUUUUGCUACCAUGGAAACUGAUUCAGAAGAGAAGACGACAGAAAACGAAGAUUCUUUAGGCGCUGAGAAUUCGGCUCCACACGGGAGUGAUGCAAUUUUCAAGCUUGUUAAUGUUUCGUAUGCUCCACCAAAUUGCACAGAGCCCCUUGUCAAAGAUUUAGAUUUGGAGGUCAGCCAUGGAAAGACCAUUCUCAUAACAGGAACUACAGGAAGUGGAAAGAGUUCACUUUUUAGAAUCCUUUGUGGAAUAUGGAGUCCUCUUUCAGGGGAAGUCUUGCGAUUUCUUCCGUUCAGUCCUAAAGCUGUCUUGUUCUUGCCUCAGAAGUCUUUUCUAACAGAUGGCACGUUACGGCAACAGUUAAUGUACCCUUGUGAGGAUCCUUAUGGAGUUGACUCUGAAACAGGAGGCAAUGAAGAUGAGAAACUUCUUCAGCUUCUGGACAAUGUUGGGCUCACCACUCUGUGUGCCCGAGUUGGUGGUCUUGAUAACCCUGUGGAUUCCAAUUGGGAGGACAUGUUGUCCCCUGGAGAGAUGCAGAGGCUGUCCUUCGCUCGUUUGUUCUUUCAUCGACCUCUAGUAGCACUUCUUGAUGAAGCUACAAGCGCUUUAGAUGUGGCCUCGGAGACCAGACUGUACUCAUCCUGUAAACAGCUUGGUAUUACAGUUGUUAGUGUGGGCCAUAGAAAGUCACUGAGAGAGCUUCACGACUUUAUUUUGAAACUGGACGGAGAAGGAGGGUGGGAAUUCAAGAAAAUCAAAGAUGAAUAGAGCAUGCUCAAGUAACGCGAAUUUUUGGAUUAUCCUUGGGGUACAGAUCACAUGCAUAUGAACAGGGCUAGCUUUGAAUUGUGUAGGUAUUGUUACGUAGUUGAUUUGAAUUUGCAGAAAUGUUGGUUAACCAUGUAAUAAUUGAUAGACAGGUAUACGUGUGCAAGAAAGCGAAAAAAAAAAAAACUAUAUUUGUGUAGUAAAUAUUCAAACCUAAUCACGCCUUUUUGACACACUCAAUAGCAUAUCAGGUUAGCCUGGUCGAGCCAUGGUUCGUAUUUAUACAGGGUUCUUCCAGCUCAUGGAAAACCUGGAAAGUCAUGAAAUUUAUUAUUUCAUUUUCCAGCCCUGGAGAGUCAUGGAAUUUAAGUGAAGGUUAUGGAAAGUCAUGGAAAAGCAGUACGCUUUCGGAAAAUUAAAAGGCAACAA